Molecule: messenger RNA, 942 nt
Organism: Drepanopeziza brunnea f. sp. 'multigermtubi' MB_m1
Lineage: Eukaryota; Fungi; Ascomycota; Leotiomycetes; Helotiales; Drepanopezizaceae
Source: RefSeq, a predicted model, not a curated record
AUGAGUGCCGUUCACAGCCAGGCCGAGGACCCGGCUCUAGCCAGACCUAAGCAGCGAAAAAAAGGCAAGAGCAAUAAAAGGAACGACCAGAGUGCGCCUGAGAUUGAGAUUAAAGAGAGCAAGAGACCGAGAAAGGAUUCGCCGCUGGUCAUGUCGCAAGCGGCUGUCAACACCAUGCCGAGGAAGGAGAGACCUGGGCCCGCGCCGCUGCAUAUCAUGGAGUUCUUGGGGGUCUUUUACAGUCUUGGCCUCCUCAAAGACCAAGACCAAGACCAAGACCUCGAUCACCUCCCCUUUGACAUCGACCCCUCGACCACAGAAGAUAUCACGCGCCUCGCCGACAUCUUCGCCGCCUGGACAUCAGAUCCGGACGUCCUCGAAGAUCAUCACGGAGCCGCAGCAGCUGGCAGUGGUACGUCCAAGUACCGCUCCGCAGUGGUUGUAGAUCGGGCGCUCCGCAGCUUCGGCACGGAUCUGGGAUACCACCUCUUUGCUUGCGCGCUUAACCUGGGCGUCACGCCGGACUCGCUGGCGGAGCUUUUGGAGGACGUGGUAGGGUUCUGGGUCGCGUUGGUGGGGGAUUUGAAGGGUGAGAUGAUUAAGAGAGAGAGGGAGGAGAGGAAGAGGGAGAAGAAGUGGGGAGGGGAGGAGGAGGAUGAAGUGGUCGUGGUGUUUUGGCAGGAUGGGCAGGGAUGGGUGGAGGAAUCUGAAGCUACUAGGAUGGGAGAGGGAGAGGGGGAGUUGGAGGGUGAGGGUGUGGAUAUGGGUAUGAUGGGCGAGACGCUCAAGGGCGUGAUGGAGUUGGGGCCUUUUGAGAAUGAGACUACGAUUCAGAGGGCUUUGGGCUUUUCGGAGCGGGUGGUGGCCGUUAUGGGUGCUGCGGCGGGGGAGGUGAGGAGAACGAUUAGCAUUAGGCAGUCGAUAGAGGUGAAGGCCAAAUGA